UUUUUAUUUAUUGUUGUUUCCUGAAACUGCUCAUUGGUAAUCUGAGCUAAGCAGAUUCUCAUGUGUGCGCUGCCUGGUCUACAGCGAAUCCCUGCUUCUUAGAGGACAGCAUAGAUUUUUUAGUGCAUAAUAAGUUUGCAGCGUGAAUGCAGCACAGGGCUCUUAAUUGCUUUAUUUAGAGGUGCCUCGGGAUCUGGAGCAGCUAGCCUCUAGCAAUGUGGGUAGCGAUUUGUGCGUCCUGUCGUACACCCCUGUAUUGUUAUAUGCUUGGGGUAACAGUGGCAUUGUCCCCCUGGAAGAGCGCAGAAGUCCUGUGAAUUGUUUGCUGUACCAACCAGUCCCCCAGGAGCUGACAGAGGACUAUCUGGGCAGCUCAGACUGCUGCAGGAGGACUGCACUUUAUAAAUAGUCACACGGCCCAGGGACCAUCCGCACCGAGGACUUAACUCCAGCUGGAUCUAGAGAUGACGUGCCAAUCGUGAUUUUGUAAACCGUGGAAAGGAUAUUGAGCAUAUACUGACCUCUUUGCCUCCUCUCUCCAAGCUGCUGUAUCUCACUUUCUGCAAUACUAGCACCACUUUGUCUUUCCUGAUUUACCACCAUACCUGCUUGCCUUGCAUUAACCCCUACUGUCCUUGCGUCACUCCAGUUGGCUGUUCAGCUGCGACCAAGAAUGACCAUGUGGAUCUAAACUAUUACAUUUAGAAAAUGAAUAGGCUGUAUUUGCGAUACAGAAUAAUGUUUGCAGUAUAGUCAUUAUAUUGUAAUAAUUGCACAGAUUAUGUUUUAGUAAGUGUUAAUACCGCACUCAUGCAGUCAGUUCUGUAUCAUAGUGUCUAGCAUAAGUCCUUUUGAUUAAUUUCUACAGCUACCUAAGGCCAUUGUAUCUCCUCGGUGCUCCUGAGCCUCUAUGUUAAAGACAGCUGAAAGAUUUUCUCAUGACCUUGUUCUACUUGCAGAGUCGUGUGGUCAAAACUUUUUUGGAGUCACUGAUCUCUUAUCAUCUCAGUCUCUUAUGACGGUGUCAUUGAAUUAGUGUUUCUGUGGCAAAAUCGUGUCAUUCUUCCUAUAGAUGGUACAGCAUCUAUGAGAACAAUGAGAAAAGUGCAUGAAUCUGAUCAUCAGGGAGUGUCAUAGUUCAUUGUAUGCGUUCCUUAAUCUGCUGCACAGGAAACUCUGCAAGGGGCAAGAAUAUCUUCCUUUACUUCCCGGCAGGACUCUUGUGGAGUUCUUGGCACCAAAAUGGGGAUCCCCAACUGGGUAGAACAAUCCUAUUAAUUGUUACAGUUAUGUUAAUGGGCUGUAAUAUUCAGCUGGGCUCGCUUGUCUAAAGCUUGUCCUUGUAAGGGUUUAAUAAUUCUGGAUACGUUUUUGCAUGGUAAUCUGUGCCUGAUAGGAAUCAGGCAUCGCAGCUUUUAAGGCAUUUUCUGACAUUUUAGCAGGGGCUUCUUGAAAAUGAAAAGAAACAAUGAUAUAUAGCUGACAUUUUUUUUGUUAGCUGUUAAUUGCCAUCUGGUUAUCUCUUGCUGACUGUCCCAUCCCUGUGCAUUUGAUCUAUAGGGGUCAUGCUGAAAGUGACUGUCUCUGAUUCCACCCUGACCUGUACAAAUUAAGAUCUCAGCAGUAAAGCAUAUUUGCUUUGUGAUGGUGCAUAGUAUUCAGCAAUGGUCCAGUUCUGUACGGAGAAGCAAAACAUGUCCUCAGAAUGAUGAAUCUGUAGCCCUUAUAUCCCCAUAAAACUCCAUUGUAGGUUAUUUGCAUUGAUGCAGUCACUUUGCUAUUCCAGAGAUAUUAUAUACUCCCGUGUAGCCUUUUUAUCUGAUACUUGGGAGAAUUGACAUGAAAGGGAGCCCAGGGGUAGGUGAAACUAAACCUUUAAUUAGUGUGGGAUGUGUACUAGUGAGCGGGGGAGCGCUGCAAAGUACUGAAGGAGAGAUCAAAGGCAGUAACGAUUUGAAUUUGAUCGUUCUAAGUACAAUGAUGUUCUAUUUCAGCUUCAUACUGUAACCUAAAUAUAUUCGAUUUGCAAUCAUCAAUAAUUCAUCACUCUCUCCCUUUAACGCCUAAGCUCACUGACACAGUCGGAGCAUGCUUGCUCACCCGCGGCUUGGAUUCUUUGUACGUUGUUUGACGAUUUUUAUUGUAACACCCUAUUUGCAAAUAUAUAUUUAGGAAUACUAUAAGAUCUAUGUGAGCAACCAAUGGUCUUCAUGUGUAGAAGAGUAACGGAGUGGAUACAAAAACCAUAGAAACAGUUUAUUUGUUUUAAUAAUUGCACUGAGGCGGAUUGAACUUUUACAAGGGUCCUACACGACCAGUUCUAGGUGCUGCUGAGUUCCAGGACAAAGCACUUGGUCACAGCACUGCAGAUUGUGGAGACUCGUCUUCUGUACUACAGACUAGUUCAACUCCAACAGAAUGCAGACUUCCAGCAGUGAUGACCCCAGCUACUCUCAGAGUUCACCACCCCGGGGUCGCAGAGCCAGAUGGAAAGGUGUAUACAGGGGGCGCUGGGGGGUCGCGGACAGUUGUUCUUUCAGCGGGGUGCAGCCUAAUCCUGAGGAGCAAACACCUGAGCAGACCAAAAAGGAGAACCGGGUUAUUGUCCUGUAUUUGGACCUCUCUUUUCUUUUACUUCUAGAACUCAAGAAGAUGAGUAUGACACGCGGGUGCCUGCUUUGCAUCAAAAUCACUAUGUUCAUCUUUAACCUCAUCUUCUGGCUUGGAGGAUGCGGUAUCCUGGGAGUUGGGGUUUGGCUGGCUGUUACCCAGGGAAAGUUUGCCACCCUCUCUAUCUCUUUUCCUUCGCUUUCCGCCGCCAGCCUCUUCAUGGUGACGGGUUCUGUGAUAAUGGUUGUGGGGUUCAUUGGCUGCCUGGGUGCCGUGACGGAACACCGCUGCCUCCUGCUGACCUUCUUUGUGGUGCUGCUGAUCAUUUUCCUUCUUGAAAUCAUCAGCAUGGUCCUUUUCUUCACCUACAACGAUGAUUUUCACAGCUAUGCGCAGGAUGACCUGAAGAAAGGGCUUGCACUCUAUCAGACGGAUGGUAAUCUAGGACUGACCAAUGCGUGGGACAUAGUGCAGACUCAGUUUCGAUGCUGUGGAGUGAAGAAUUAUACUGACUGGUUGGACGUGCGGAACAGCUCGCUUGUGCCUCACUCUUGCUGUACGGAGCACAGCGCUUCCUGUCAGAACACUCCCAGCACUUGGUGGAAAGACCCCUGCUAUGAGAAAGUGAAGAGCUGGGUCGGGAGUAACAUUUCCUCUGUGGGGAUCUUUGGCAUCUGCAUCCUUGUUGUACAGGUAUUCGGUCUGAUCUUCUCCAUGCUGAUGUACUGCCAAGUUCUCAAGGCGGAAAAGUAUUAUGAAUAGUCGGAGACGCUGGCAAGGAGUCUGUAAGAUGAUGCCUCUGCUGUUCUUCCAUGCUCUGGUGAGAAUACCCAUUUACAUCCACCUGGAUAAGAGACUUUCUUCUUGCUCACCUGAAGCCGCAAGGCUGCUCUCAGCUACUGCGCUCUGCACAAGGGUCGGUGCCCAUUGGGAUUCUCUUUACGUCUGACUCUGAUGCUUUAAUAGAGAGAUGAACCUCACGCAGCUCCAGUCUUCUUAAGGCCCUACCAACAAGCACAUCUUCUCCACUGUACUCUACCGCAUCCAGCCUGUGAAUAGCCUGGUCAUAGAUGAAGACCAGGACUUUUCUACUCUUUUUAAAGCACCAAAGCCGUCAAAUGAACUAUUUCCUGUCAUGUGGAUCCAGUGCCUACGAAAGCACAGCCAAAAUUUUAUGCAUGGCACCGCCAACCAAGAUCCCAGCAAGAUCAUUUAAAAAUUGGCACAACACUUUCAGUCUCCGAUACAGAGAUAUUGUUACAGACGGUGAUGGUAACUAGCAACCGCUUGACUGGAAAGACGGGUGCAAGUUUUCUUACUUAAACCCACAGUGGGAAUUUCUGCUGUGUAAUUUCCUUAUAGCGAUCUACGAAAAUGCUGAAAAGAAUGUUUUAGUUAUUGUUUUGCUUUUUAAUCUACAAACGUCAACAAUCCGCUGGGACAACUCUGAUGGGACGUUUAGGGCUCUCCUACGCAUAUGAAUGGAUACACAGUUCUUAAUAGGGGAGGGGGGGGUGGAGUUUAACCUGGGCUGAUUCUUAGAGAAUCGCAAACAUUUUUUUCAUUAUUCUACAUUUAUAAAGUGCCAACGCCCCUUAAUGGGCUCCAAAUCCUGGCAUGUGCCUACUCUGCGCAACAAACCUAUGGAUGAAAUGUAGAAAGCCUUUGAAAUCACUUUUAUACUAAAGUGAAAGGUUGUGUGCAAAACAGUAAUCACCUCUUACAGCAGACUCUACUCUUAUGAUGUAACAAAACCCUUAAUGGGAUACUGAGUGUAAUAAAGGGGCAUUAGGAUGAUACGCCAGCUAUGUUUGAAUUCCUUUAUGUUAUUCUCUAUACAAUUGCUUUGCCUUGCAUUAGAGAGACUGUAAGAUUUCAGUUAUGUUGAUAUAUGUUAAAACUAACAUCUCUGAUAUAGUUAUUGAUUGUAGCUAUUGAUCGAUGCCAUUAUUUAAGUGUUUUGUUCUUCAGCUUAAUAGUAACAUGGUCAUAAAUAAGCUUUGGACCAACCCUUUAUGUUAACGUUACAUACAGCUUCAGAAAGCUCAGUGCCUGAAGCCGGUGAGCGCUAUUUCCUUCGCUGUGCAAAUGCUUGCACUAAGGGGGUCAUUCCGAGUUGAUCGCACACUGCUGAUUUUCACAGCGCAGCGAUCAGGUCUCUACUGCGCAUGCAUAUGCACCACAUUGCGCACGCGCGUCGUACGGGUACAAUGCGGAUCGUUGCUGAGCAAUGGAUUUAAUGAAGAGUCCAUAAGCACAGCCGAUCGCAAGAAGAUUGACAGAAAGAGGGCGUUUAUGGGUGUCAACUGACCGUUUUCUGGGAGUGGUAGGGAAAACGCAGGCGUGUCCGGGCGUCUGGAGGGUGGGUGUGUGAUGUCAAUUCCAGCAUCAAAAAGACUGAAGUGAUCGCAAGGGCUGAGUAAGUUCAGAGCUACUCAGAAACUGCACACAUUUUUUUGCAGAGCUCGGCUGCAAAGGCAUUCGCACACUUGCAAAGCGAAAAUACACUCCCCCGUGGGUGGUGACUAUGCAUUUGCACGGCUGCUAAAAACAACUAGCGAGCGAUCAACUUGGAAUGACCCCCUAAAACCCUAGCAGCCAAUGAGCAGUUAGCUUUUGUCUGUCUACUGCUAGUUGGACAAUUAAGACAAAUGUUUGGCUGGUGCAGUUUUACACUUUAGAGUAAAUACCUGACAAUAGGGUAAAUGUAUGAAGCAGUGAUAAGAGAGGAGAAGUGAGCCAGUGGAGAAGUUGCCCAUGGCAACCAAUCAGCAUUGCAGUAACAUUUAUAAUUUGCAUACUAUAAAAUUAUACAGAGCAGCUGAUUGGUUGUCAUGGGCAGCUUCUCCAUGGGCUCACUUCUCCUCUCCUAUCAUUGCUUCAUACAUUUACCCCAUAAUUUCGUAGAAGGCAAAGCAAAGCCCUGUUCAUCUAGGGUUCCUAUUCCACAUGCAGCAAUGCCAACCGUAACUAGGGCUGUACAAGACGGGCACAUUGCUGGGGUGGGAGUGCAGGGAAGUCAAUAUGAUUAAUUGGAGCCACAAAAUUCCUCCUUGUCUACACAACUCUUAGUGAAACUGUAAGACAAAGUCUUGCACGUGUGAACCAGGUAACCUGGCCACUCCUGUGCAUAUACCACAAGACUGGCCCCAGCCAGGCAGUAAGUUAGCUAUUACUGAUAUGGGCCAGUAUUGCUUCACAAAUGUUCCUUGAUGGUGUGAUAAAGGUCCAGCAUCGUCAUCUCCUGUUACACUUUCAUUGCCUCUCACUGCUUAAUUACAGCUACAUAGUGCCAUGGUGUUACCAGCUGUAACCAGUGUACAUACCACACAACGCAGCAAUGUGUUCUCUUUCUCAUCCGAAGUUAGCUUGGAGUGUAAAUAUUAGCGGUAACUGAGCACAAAGUACAUAAACUACCCAGAUCUGUGUUAUAGACCAAUAAAACAUGUAUUAUACUG
Pseudophryne corroboree (corroboree frog) is the source of this 6068-nucleotide messenger RNA. Its product is annotated as tetraspanin-4-like. The transcript is spliced from 7 exons. Gene Ontology annotation, cellular component: plasma membrane. Lineage: Eukaryota; Metazoa; Chordata; Amphibia; Anura; Myobatrachidae. The record is from RefSeq and is a predicted model, not a curated record. The coding region runs from base 2419 to 3372 and encodes 317 amino acids.